This is a messenger RNA of Mesocestoides corti, 567 nucleotides long. Lineage: Eukaryota; Metazoa; Platyhelminthes; Cestoda; Cyclophyllidea; Mesocestoididae. The record is from the annotation of a GenBank genome assembly.
AUGGCAGGCCUUUGUGAGAUCAAUAUGUCCUUUGAGGAGUGUCUGGACGAUGCCAAGUCCCGGCUCAUCAUGGUGGCUUUCGUCAAAUUCAACGAUGAGGAUUACGAAAACCUCAUGGCGACGCUCCAAGAAAUCAGCAAAGACUACAGAAGGCUCGUCAUCCUUGCUGUUGACGCUACCAGGAACAUUCAACUUGCUAGGGACUUUAACGUUACCGCCUGCCCGACAUUCCUCUUCUUCCGUAACCGCACACUCGAAGAAUGUCUCAGCCUUUUGCGCUCGCACACCAAGCAAUUGGUUGUUUUCAUUUUUUAUGCUGAAUGGUGUCCACACUCCAAAGAAUUGAAGCCGUUUCUGGAAGCGCUGGUAAAAGAUGACCAGAAUGUUAUCAUAGUGCUUAUCAACGUUGACGACGCUGAAGACGUGAUACCGUUCUACAGCCUCUACGCUGUUCCCUCGUUCUACUUUUUUAAAAACCAGGCGGAAAUCGGCACCCAUGUUGGAGGUGACAUCACCAAACUACGAGGCUUCAUUCGAAAGUACAAGCGCAUAAAGGAAACCGAGUAA